Molecule: messenger RNA, 3459 nt
Organism: Spirometra erinaceieuropaei
Lineage: Eukaryota; Metazoa; Platyhelminthes; Cestoda; Diphyllobothriidea; Diphyllobothriidae
Source: the annotation of a GenBank genome assembly
AUGCGUCUGUCGAUAGAGCCGGCGUCCGAUACCCACGCCUCCAACCGUUUUCGCCCUGUCUCGCGCGAAAAUCCGCGUGUUGGCAAAGUCGAACUCAUGACCUUCCCCCAGCGUGUGAGUGGCGACUUGAGAUAGUGGGUCGCCUCUUCGAACGACCCGUUGGUGCUCAAGUAUUCGUGAGCUGAGACGUCGUUCUGUCUGACCUGUGUAGCGGCAAGGGCAGUUUUGACACGGGAUUUGAUAGACUACGCCCGACUGUUCACCUGCGUCCAGCCGAUCCUUCAUUUUCAUGAUCCUGCUACGCAUGGUGGCCGCCGGAUGAUGAGCGAUGCCCACGCCUAGCUCUGACGCAAUGCGUUCUGUAGCCUCGGACACAUUCUUUACGUACGGUAGGGAGUGCCAAAUUGUUGGUGUCUCCCUUCCGUUUGUCCGUCGUGGGCGCGUGCGUAUGCAGCGACUGCUAAAACUAUUUGGGUAGCCGUUCUUUGUCAAUUUGUCCCGGAGAUGCCGUAGUUCUUGCAUUCUUUCUUCGGCCUCGCUACAUUGCGUUUUUACCCGGUCGAAAAGCGCCCUCACACGGCCCCGUUUGUGCACCAAUGGGUGGUUGCUAUGAUAGCUGAGGACCUGGGUUGUAUUGGUCGCCUUUCUGUAGACUAUAGUGCUGAGUUCACCGUCAGGUGUGCGCGUGACGGGCACGUCCAGGAAGGAUAGCUUCUCGUCCUCCUCAUCUUCUCUUGUAAACUGAAUGUUGGGGAAUAUGCUGUUAAGUAAGUCUUGAAAACCCGAUAGCUUAUCCUUUUCAGUAAUGACGAAUGUAUCCUCCACGUAUCGACGCCAAAACGCAGGUUUGUAGUGGCUGAAAGCAACCUUUUCCAGCUCUUGUAGGACCAGUUCCGCAACUAGGCUGGAUAUUGGAGAACCCAUGGGCGUUCUUUUGAUUUGUUCCUGUGUUCUUCCAUCGAAGGUGAAAAGGUUCGUUGGCGUCACUACGCCGGGGACCAUCGUGGACCAGGCGGCACAAACCUUACCUAGCCACGGAUGUACUCUCUCCUCGCAAGGAACAGCGACAUAAAUGGUCACAAGUUGCUGCACUCAAGCAGUCUCUGAUGAUGAACUCCAGUUCGACUUCGAAAGCUCAGGCACAUAAAUCUACUGUCCCAGUGAUCGUGCCUUCGUCUUCUUCUAGACGCCUUAUCUGUUCGGGGCGCUAGACGUUAUAGAACCUUCCGUCAACCGUGGAUUGGCCGCUUCUUGCGUGAGAAUCUCGUUUCGGAAAAAAGUCUCGAAUGUUCGACAGGACAUGAGUUGAGCCACACUCGAGAGCAAGGCGCGACAUGUGUUCUAUGCUGCAAUACACGCCGGCUCGCUGCCUAAUUUCACGCGGCUGGGCCUGCUGUCUCGUGAGUGCUCAUGUCUUUCUUUCGGCGUGUAGGGGUGUCCAGCGUUGGGUUAACGUGAUAGUCGUAAUGGUCGCUCACUUGCUCGCAGGUGAGACUACGCCUAGCGUCCAUUUGCUGGCACCCAACUCUCACGUGUGGCUCCACGUAGCUGGGCUCUGCUCAGCGGCCACACCCCGGGCAACCGCCUCGGCGGGCGGGCUAAACCAGGUGAGGGCGCUGUGCGCUUGUGCCGCGUGCACAGUGUACUGCGGACUCCGCUGGAUGGAUGGUCGGAUGAAACAAUGCGCCGGCAUCGUCAAGAUGAGGCUCUGCCUGGUACGCCGUUGGAUAACUGCUGACGGGACGGGUCUCCGCAUCGCCUUCGCUGAGACGCGCCCACCCUCGCCGACGGAGACCGCGGACUCACGGCAUAUGCGGUCGUUCUCCACAACAAACAUAAAAGUCGUGGCCCCAUAGUGGGAUUCGGUCGCGCCAACCAGGCACAUGGGCAGCCCCAUUCAGGGGCGGCACUGCCUGCCCCACGAGGGGAAGGGCCUAGAAAAGGUGGCCUAAAAAAUGCUGGGCACCACGCCGUCUGUAGGCUAGCCAAGGCCGCAGAUGUCAUCAACACGGUCGAAACAAUCAAAAUCGAAACAACAACAAUACCAAUUACAACAACAACAACAACCAUACUCAUUCUCCUCAUUCUAACUCUUCUUCCUCUUCCCCCGUCUAUUCUUCUGCCUAUUCUUCUCCUUCGUCACCUUUUUCUCCAUCUCCUUCCCGCCGCCCCACUCGUUGUCCCCAGACUGGCAGGGUGAGCCCGCUCACUCUGGCAGCCUGGAAUGUUCGUUCGCUUUUAGACAAUCCGAGGAGCAACCGACCGGGACGGAGUACGGCUCUAGUGGCACGAGAACUGGCACGCUACAAGGUGGACAUCGCCGCACUCAGCGAGACCCGAUUCUCCGAACAAGGCCAACUGCAGGAAGUGGGUGCCGGCUACACCUUCUUCUGGAGUGGUCGACCCAAGGCAGAGCGACGAGACGCGGGUGUCGCCUUCGCCAUCCUGAACGACAUCGUGGGACAACUGCUCAGUCUGCCGCAGGGCAUCAACGAUCGCCUGAUGAGUCUCCGCCUGCCUCUCUGGGGAGGCAAAUUCGCCACCAUCAUCAGCACCUACGCUCCGCCGAUGAGCAGCCCCGACGCCGCCGCAAGGAACAAAUUCUACGAGGACCUGCAUGCUCUCUUGGCGACUGUGCCGAAGGCGGACAAGUUGAUUGUCCUUGGUGACUUCAACACCCGCGUCCGCACAGACCAUACUGCCUGGAGAGGAGUGUUCGGUCCCCACGGUCUCUGCGGCUCAAACGACAAUGGUCUGCUGCUUCUCCGCACCUGCGCAGAACACCGCCUCAUCGUGACGAACACGUUCUUCUGUCUGCCGGAGCGAGAGAAGGCCACUUGGAGGCAUCCUCGGUCGCGUCAGUGGCACCUGCUGGACUAUGUCCUCGUCCGGAGGCGAGACCAGCGGGAUCUGCUGGUGACGAAGGCGAUCGAGGGCGCUGACGGGUGGACCGACCAUCGCCUCUUCAUCUCGAAGAUGCGUAUUCACCUACAGCCUCGCAGGAGACCACAAGGUAAGCGACCCCCAGGUAAGCUGAAUGUUGCCUUGAUGUAUUUGCCCGCUCACCGCCUUCAUUUCAGCAAUGAGCUAGCUCAACGGCUAGACAACCUUCCAAUCGCUGCCGUCCACGACGGUGCCACCGCCACUGCAGAGAACGCCUGCGUUGAGAACCGUUGGUGUCAACUGCGAGACACGGUCCAGUCGACGGCGCUCGCCGUCCUCGGCCGCGCUCCGCGCCAACACCAGGACUGGUUCGACGACAACGACGCCGCCAUUAGAAAUCUGCUUGCUGAGAAGAACCGCCUACACAAAGUCUACGCAGAUCACCCCAAUGAGGACAACAAAGCUGCUUUCUACCGCAGCCGCCGCCAGCUUCAGCAACGACUGCGCGAGAUGCAGGACGCCUGGAGUGCUCGCAAAGCUGAGGAGAUCCAGGGCUACGCGGACGGCAACGAAUGA